GACCACAAAAAUAAUACAAUAUUUUUUACUGGUAACCUACACCAUAAGAUAAGUAACUCUACUCGUCUUGCAGGGUUAUAAGUAAUUUUUUUGCAAAUUAUUUGUGUAUAUUUUUUUGGAUAUGGCAAUAUAAGUUAUAGCAUACUGAGGAAUUCCAAAGAAUUUAUAUUUCUCUGGAAGAUAUUAGUCACUUCAAAAUUUUCCAAGCAAUUUACGUGGAUGUAAACAGCUCAUGUAUGGGUUCAGUCAUUUCUGCUUUACCAAGAAAACCACCACUAAUUGUCAAUAUGAGCAGUCCUCAAGCAGAAAUGGUUCGCGAUAUAAUAGCGAACAAUAAAGUUGUAAUAUUUUCUAAGAGCUACUGCCCUUAUUGUACAAUGGCCAAAGAGCAAUUUCGCAAACUUUCUGUUGCCGCACAUGUUGUUGAACUAGAUAGUCGUAAUGAUGCUGAAGAAAUUCAAAACAUCCUUGGAGAGUUAACAGGCGGUAGAACAGUGCCGAGGUGCUUUAUUAAUGGAAAGUUUAUAGGAGGCGGCACAGAUGUUAAAAAAAUGUACGAGCAAGGAACUCUUCAAAAGUACUUUACUUAAUAAUGACGGUUGCAAAGACAUGAAAUUUUUUGUUAAGUAAUAUUGUUUUUUUUUAUUAGGUAAACAAAAAUGUAUAGACAAUGUUUUUUCAUAUUAAUUGUUGCUAAAUUAUACCUUUAGAAGUAAAAUAAACUCUGUUUUUAUAAUAUUA
Zeugodacus cucurbitae (melon fly) is the source of this 741-nucleotide messenger RNA. RefSeq lists its product as uncharacterized. The record is from RefSeq and is a predicted model, not a curated record. Gene Ontology annotation, molecular function: glutathione disulfide oxidoreductase activity. The transcript is spliced from 3 exons. NCBI's taxonomy places the organism in Eukaryota, Metazoa, Arthropoda, Insecta, Diptera, Tephritidae. Gene Ontology annotation, biological process: cellular response to oxidative stress. Gene Ontology annotation, cellular component: cytoplasm. The coding region runs from base 237 to 590 and encodes 117 amino acids.